AUGGGUGCAACACCAAGAUCGGAAAUGAAGCUCUCAUCAACGGCAAAGGAACAAUCAUCAGCAGAUUCCUACUGCACGGAUCACACAACAAGCAUAAACUGGGUAUAUUUUGUUGGGACGCCACAAAAUCCAUCAUUGAGCAAUAUUUCUUGUACACUGAACAGGACAGAGCAAAAUCCGUGCUGGUCUUUCAAUGAAAUUUUUACACAUCUUUCAAUAGAUAUCCUUAACAGAUUACCAAAAUCAAAUUCUACUGAUUAUGUAUGCCUUAAUUACACUGUAACCAUCAAUGUAGUCAGUGACAUGGUUGAGAAUAGAGGUCGGCGUACAGCUUGUUACAACAAUCUUCCAGAUGUUGAUCUUACAGUGAACCGAGUGCAUAUUGCUUUGACAAUUACGAGUACAGAUGCUCUAACUCCCAAAGUCAUCUCUUGCUUUAAAGAGGAGAGGCACAUUCUUUCACAUCCACCAUUUCUAUUGGAGCCUCAACCAAUGACAUCAAUCAUUAUUGACAAUGUUAAGGUUCACAAUAUGUUUUUGCGUGCUCAUGGAAUACGCCGUACAAUUUUGCAAGACGUCAUUAUUCAGGACAACCAUGUGAACACUGACUUUUUCAAAGCUGAACACUCCAAGCUAAUUGAUUCUUCAAUCAUUUUACCUGAAACAGAUGAAGUAUUUCUUGAAAAUACGACAUUCUCUGGCGACUUGCUGAUCGAUGGCUGUAAAACAGUUUACAUCAAUAACCUAUGGUAUCAUGAGAACAAUAUGUCUCGUUUAAAAUUUACAAACUGUAACACGGUGCUUAUGGAGAACUCAAAAUUCCAUAUAGCACAACGUACUGCAAUCAUUUUUGAGACAACCAUCAAUGUUGCUAUUUCGUCGUCAGAGUUCGAAUACAUACAUACAGAGGAUGGUGAAGAAGACGAGUACACAAUCACGGUUUCCUUAGUAUUUAACAUGAAGAUUUUAGGGAGCGUGUUUAAAAACAAGAAAGGAGGUGGAUGGAUCAAGAUGGUUUCGGUAGGGAAAGUAUUUGCAGCUCUGACAGCUUCUAACAACACUUGUACAAAAGCAGAAACUAUCUUCUAUUUCUAUUUGUGCAAGAUUGUUGAAAUAUCGAAUUCCUUGUUAUCAAAUAACUCCGCAUCUCAUAGUGGUGCAAUGAUUGUCAUGAAAUCAGAUUCUGUCACUAUAGGUAACACAAUACUCGAUGGAAAUACUGCUAUCAAGAAUGGUGCAAUUUCUCUUGCAGAAAUUUGUGACACAAUUAGCGUUUAUAGCUCAGUUUUUACAAAUAAUCAUGCACUGAAAGGCAGUGGAGGAGCAAUGUCGGUACUUGGAGGCAGAAACAAGAUGUAUCUGAUGGACAACGAUUUUUCAAGUAAUGGAGCCAAAAUAUCAGGUGGUGCUUUGCAUGCCAUGCAUGUUCAUCAUCUGGAGAUUAGUUUAACCACUUUUCAGAGAAACACAGUAGAAUACAUAAUUCGUGACGACUCAUCAUUUUAUCUUUCGAGUGGAGGUGCAAUAUCCUUGUUCAAUUGCCAAGCGACAACAAUUACGGAUACCAAGUUUAUCAACAAUCAAGCAAACCGUGGUGGUGCAUUAUACACUGGAGAUGCUACAGCCAUUAGCGAUUCACUGUUCAAGAAUAACUUUGCAUUCGAUACUGGAGGAGCAAUAUUCUAUGCAAGUUCCUUUGGUAGUGAGUUUGAUUAUGUAAACCAAACACUCCCAGUUUUAUUGGACAAUGUGUUAAUGGAAGAGAAUAGAGCCGCAAUUUACGGCUCAAACAUUUCAUCACCAAUUGUUUCCUUUUCAGCGUCCAUUGUUGAAAAGAUGACAGACGGAGGAAUUUUCAAAUAUUAUCCAGGAGAGAAAAUGGUACUGCAAUUCAAUCACAUGCUCGACAGACAAGGAAACAAUAUUCCAGUGUUGUAUGAGUUACCCUCAAUCAAAAUUUCAGAUAACAACUUUGUGCUGGAAACAAAUUAUUCCAAGCACAAAGAAAACCUCAUUGAAAUUCAAAUAGCCAUUCAACAAACGAGCACGGUUGAUUUGACAAAUUACCAUGCACCAAUUUCCAUCAGCAUUUCUUUUUCAGAAACGAAUUUUUCUAUAGUCAUACCUUUUUUAAUUGACGAAUGUCCACAAGACUUUGUCGUCAGCUAUGGCAAAUGUGUGAGCGGAUUUCCACUAAGCAAGGUCAUUCCAGCCAUCGUUGCAACAUCUAUUGUAUUGACGUUUCUGGCCAUUGUUGGAGGUGCCUUUAUUUGUGUCUUUUGCGGUCUUUGCUCUUGGAAAAUGAUAAAAGUUGCAAGAGGUGUCUAUGUAAGACAAAGAUCUGAAAAAGAAAUUGAGGAAAAAUUAUUACAACAGAAUAUACCAAUUGAAGAAUAUGGUUCUGUGAACUCUGACGAACAUAAUAGGUCAGCUGCAACUCACAACAAUGAUUACUAUAUCAUUUCAGCUCACGAAUUGAAAAUUAAAAAGAAAAUUGGAGAAGGCUCGAGUGGAAGCGUCUACAAGGCCAAGUACAACAUGAUGGACGUUGCUGUGAAGAGUAUUGUCAGGAGUGAUGACACUCAUGAAAAUUUUGAAAAAGAAGUUAUGCUCCUUGUGCAACUCAGACAUCCUAAUAUUAUCAGUUUUUACGGUAUUUGCAUUUCUGAAAGCCAAAUGUGUAUGGUCGUCGAGUUGGGCCAAAAUGGAAGUUUGGAAGAAAUGAUUAAGGAAAUGAAAAAAGGAAAGAUGAAAAUGACAUUUAAAGAAAAAUUGAAAAUAUUAAUUGGAAUAUCGAAUGGAAUGAAAUAUCUCCAUAGUAUUCAACCCAAAUGCUUGAUUCACAGAGAUUUGAAGCCAGGAAAUAUCAUUCUUGAUCAUUCAAAUACUCCCAAAGUUUGUGAUUUUGGUCUAAGUCGUGCUGUUUCCAUUACCACCCAGACGAACUCUCUCACAGCCAACAUUGGUACGUUAAUAUACAUGAGUCCUGAAUUAAUUCUCGAAGACGACAGCUCUGAAGAAAGAAGUAACAACAAUUUACUGUUACUACGAGAAAACGCCACGAAAAUAGACGUCUAUUCAUUUGCUAUCAUCAUGUACGAAUUAUUAUUUGAGGAGACACCAUACUGGAACGAGAAUUGUGAAAAGCUAAAUUAUUUUAAUCAUCACAACAAUGGUACGAGUUCAGAAAAGAAAAUCAAAAUGUUCAACUUGCUGUAUCACGUUGCAAAUAAUGAGAAAAGACCAUUGAUUCCAUUUUCCAAUGUGGAUGAAAUGUGUAUUUGGUGUGAAAAAUUCAUGACCAACGAUGACGCAACCAAUGAAGAUUUCUUAAUUGGAUUUGACAUGUAUAUCAAAUUGAUGAAGCAGUGUUGGUCAACGAAUCCCAGAGAAAGACCUUCUUUUGAAAGAAUUCUUCUCAAAUUGACUGACAUUUUCAACAUGGAUCUUUGA
Naegleria lovaniensis is the source of this 3453-nucleotide messenger RNA. RefSeq lists its product as uncharacterized. Gene Ontology annotation, molecular function: ATP binding; protein kinase activity. Lineage: Eukaryota; Heterolobosea; Eutetramitea; Acrasida; Naegleriidae. Gene Ontology annotation, biological process: protein phosphorylation. The coding region runs from base 1 to 3453 and encodes 1150 amino acids. The transcript is spliced from 3 exons. The record is from RefSeq and is a predicted model, not a curated record.